Molecule: messenger RNA, 1341 nt
Organism: Lizanozyma spartinae
Lineage: Eukaryota; Fungi; Ascomycota; Pichiomycetes; Serinales; Debaryomycetaceae
Exons: 1
Coding region: 1-1341 (446 amino acids)
Biological process (GO): Golgi organization
Cellular component (GO): Golgi apparatus
Molecular function (GO): protein binding
Source: RefSeq, a predicted model, not a curated record
AUGUUUUCGUUUGCUAAAAGAUUAGUAGAGACUGCCACGGGUGCAAGUUUGGAUGGAAGAGAUGAUUCGUACUUCAAAAACACCUUGAAAAUGAACAACAAUGGUUAUGGCCUUCGGGUGGUCCAGGUUUCUCCACAUUCUAUCGGUGCUAGAUUAGGAUUGGAAGCAUGGUUUGAUUACAUUGUCAAAGUGAACAAUCAUGAAUUGCCUAUGAGUUAUCCUUCGUUAUCUCAGCAUCUGUAUAAGAUAGGCGAAGACGGCAGCAUUAGUUAUGGUGGGGGUCAAUAUACUCAGGAACAAGUUGGACUGAUUGAUUUUGACCAAUUGGCUACUGAGUUGGCCAAGUGCACUGUCACAGAUAAAGUGGUCACCUUAGAAGUGUGGAAUGCAAAGGGUGGGACUAUACGGUUGGUCAAAGUACCUUUAGCAGAAUACAAAGCAGUGGACGAUGAUAUUGAUACUGUUGGAUUCAAAUAUAAUAAUAACAACAAUAACGCUCCUUUUAACCCUGAUGACUCAAUCACCAAAUUAUACAAGAAUAUUUUUGCUCAGAUUGGGUUUGUUGUUCAGAGUCAACAUGUGAGUACUGCCACACAUGUUUGGAGAAUACUAAGGACCCAUCAAGGCUCACCUGCUUUCAGAGCCCAAUUGGUACCCUAUUCAGAUUAUGUGAUCGGGUGUGAAUCUGCGUUUGCUGAAGAUUCCAAUGGUUUAUUGAAUGGAGGUGGAGAAGCUCUUUUCUCCAGAGUUAUUCUGAGUUACUACAAUUAUCACCAAGCAAAGACCCAGAAAGAAACGGUACCUGUGACUCUCUUUGUAUAUAAUCAUGAUUACGACAUUUUGAGACCAGUUUCAGUUGAAUUAUCAAGAUCGUGGGGCCAAAAUAAAGGUAUACUUGGAUGUGAUGUUGGUUAUGGAUUCUUACAUAGAAUUCCUGAAGUUAUGGGGAAAUUCGACAAUAUUCCUGCUCCAUUAGAUGAAGAUACUUUAUUUGUAAACAAUGAUGACAAUAAUAUCGCUGAUGAGAAAACUGUGGAUACUAUGCCAUUUGACGAAUCAAAAGCUAUUAACCCCAUGGCACACCAAAAAGAACUUGAAUUGCAAUCCCAUGGUGGGCCCCCAAAAUCUCCUCAUAAGUCUUCCGUUGGCCCGCCUGUUGAUAUAGGUAACGAAAUCUUACGAACUUCACGCAGAAAGAAACAUUCGGUGAUUAAGGCAGAUGGCUUAAGUGCAUAUAUGAAUGAAGAAUUGGCCAGAUCAAAAGCUCGCGAUAUCCAUUCAGCAACUCAAUCUCAAAAUUCUACACCACCGCCUCCACCUCCAUUAUCGAGGCAUGCAUAA